UAGCCUCUCCUCCCUCGCUUUUGCUUUUCUUCCCGAACCUAUUCGACGGGCGAUUGGGCAACCGGGCAAUCACAAUGGUGGAUCAAAUCUUUCCAGAUCCGCCUCCCAAGAUGACCAGCCGCCAGCCGCCGUACCCGUCGCCGGAACCCAGCCGCCAGCUGCCGUAGCAGUCGGCGGAGCCCUAGCCGCCAUCGAGCCGUUCGCGCGGCUUGUGAAAUGUGCGGCGCAGUUGCUUUACGGUAACGUGGGGUUCAAGGCUGGAGAGGUCAGAAUUGAUUGUGACGAAAACCGCGGCGUGGUGGUCAUGGUGCUCGACGCACUCACAAGAUACCAGUGGGUACCAGACACUCACCUUGCAAAAUCAUUAAAGGUGCAGAAGAAAAAGUUAUGUCUGAUCCUUGAAUUUCUUGAAAAACAAAUGUUCGUAAGAAGAUGUGAGGUGAAGGCCAAAACUGGACGAAAUGUCAGUAAUACUGCUACGACAGCUGGUGUUUCUGCUAUUCCCAGGAACGAGAAAGUGAAGUCAAAACAUCCUAAGUGGUAUUGCUGUAUAAACUAUGCCAAGAUAUGCUCUGUCGUAAGGUAUCACAUAAUGCAAAUGGAGGCUAACUUGAAGUCUCAACUAGAGAAUACAAAUACAGUCGAUAAGUACACAUGCCCCAAUUGUGGAAAAAGCUUUUCAGCAUUUGAUGUCAAGGAUUUAGUGAGUUGCACCGAUGGAAAUUUUUACUGUGAAAGUUGCAAGCAUGAACUAGUUGCAUGCAGCGAAUACGGAAAUUAUAAUGAGAGAGAGGGAAGAAGUGCAAACUUGUUGGACUUUCUUGAAAAUAUGAAGGAGAAACUAAGGCCACUCAAGACAAAACUUGAUCUGCUAGAGGACCUACCUGCUCCAGACUUUGGGAGUACCCCAGACUUCAAAGGAACUUAUAACAUUUCAGAUUGGUCGAGGACCAGUGUUCCACUUCCAGAACCUACAAACGGUGAUGAUUCUUUUUCAAGCCCUUGUGCAAAAGACGAUGAAUCUGAUGCAGGUGUUUCAGAGUUAAAGAUCUUGCCUUCAUGGCUGAUAAGAAAAGGUAUGAAACUUAAGCAAGCACACCUCAGUAACAGUUCUACUGUGUGUGGAGAGGGAGGUACAAAUAUACAGGAAGAAUACAUGAAGGCAUAUUAUGAGGCCAUACAGAAGAGGCAGGAAGACAGAAUAAGACACUCUGGUCAGUCAUCUGUCCCUGGAGGACCUUCUGUGAGUUCUGAGAGGCCAAUGGGCGUAAAGCGGCAGAAACUUUGUAACGACAUCAAUAACAAUGCACUAGAGUGCCAAGGGGAAGAACCGCCAGGGGAUACAUUCAGGACAUAAAUUGGAUAUCGAAUGCUGGGAACCUAAGAAUCAGGUGAAUAUGAAGAUGGGAAGAUGGCAUUGAGUAAAGAGGAUUUCAGGUCUACGAGUCAGUGGCGGUGUCCUUUUCUACAAACAACAAUACGAUGCAUAUGCCACAAAAACAGUAGCGUAGAUAGUGCAUCAACUGCCUUCUUACCUCUGGUUACCUAAAACCGAAGUGUGGUACUACGUAACUGUUUUUUUAGCCUUGAUUACCUAAUUGCUACAAACUGCAUUCUACUCACCCUUGCCAGAAUUCAGAAGCUCAACGGUUGGCAGCAAGCAGCUUCAUUCGCUAA
This is a messenger RNA of Oryza sativa Japonica Group (Japanese rice), 1677 nucleotides long. RefSeq lists its product as uncharacterized. The record is from RefSeq and is a predicted model, not a curated record. Gene Ontology annotation, cellular component: transcription factor TFIIE complex. Gene Ontology annotation, biological process: transcription initiation at RNA polymerase II promoter; transcription open complex formation at RNA polymerase II promoter. NCBI's taxonomy places the organism in Eukaryota, Viridiplantae, Streptophyta, Magnoliopsida, Poales, Poaceae.